CCCUCUAAUCUUACCAGAUUUUCUCCAAGCUGAUGGAGCUGCUAAAGACAGCUGUGGGGGAAGCAGGGCAAAUGAAGGUGGAUGAGCAAUUAUCCCACCCCUAUUCUGAUGAGAGGGAGCAGGGCUGGGAUGGAGGAGACAGACACUAAAGUAGAGAGCUGCAGCAUCAUAGAAGCAGCAUAAAACAGCUCUUCCCACAUGGGUAGCUGUUUUUGUUUCCCCAGUUUAAGUGUUAGUAAAGCAGCAGCAUUUCCAAGCAAGCCUUACUGGGAAAGAGAAAGGCCCCAUCUUUUCCUCUCCCUGCUCUCUUUCAUCAGAGCGCACUAUUUUGGACAUAAGCUGGAAAUCUUUGUGCAUCCAGGAUUUUGCCCAGAAGGCAGAAUAAAAGAGGGGGAAAAAAAAAAAUCAAACCAGAAACAAAAGCAGUCUGUAAGGUGACAGAUCUUUUUAUUGCUUGCACCAGUAUCCAGAAUGUCUCUCCCUACUCUUAUAAAUCUCCUCAAAUGAUCAAUCAAUUUUGUUGUGAUUUUAGCAGUCUCACCUACCUUAAACCACUUACUUGUGCCAGAUAGGCUUCUUGUAUAGGCCCAUGCCAUCCAUCUCAUCUGAUGCCAAGAAAGUCUAGACUUUGAAAGGCCCUUAAGGGUUCCAAAAGGAAUUAGCAUUAUUAUAGCACUGGCUAUUUGAUACCAUUUUAUGUAGUCCUAGCUUAAUUCAACCGCAAAUUAACUCAAUCCCAUUGAAAGCGGCUUAUAGCAUUGUAAUGUAUUGGUGAAUUAAUCUAUAAUUGUCAUUUAUAAUGUAGCUGCACAGCAUUUUAAUUAAAAAAACAAACAAAAAAAAAAAAAACCCCAGCACAUCAGAAUUCCUAAUGCCAUUAAAUCAUUUUAGUCUGUUUAAAAAAAUAUGUAUUUUCCUCUUGCAUAAUGUUAUUGAAGUUACGAGAAAACAGCUGGAAUUUCUGAUACAUGAUAAAUUAAAAUUGCAGUUUAAAACCCACAGUUAAUGACUGGGAUUAUCUUGGUUUUGACUUAAAACACACUCAUCCAAUAUGUAUUGCAUGUCAAAAGAAAUUCACAUUCUGUCAAGUUACAAAGUAAACCAUUGAAAUUCCUGACAGACAAGCCAUGCCCUGUGGACCCAAAAGAAUUAUUUUCGUACACUAGUAACAAUGCUUAGUGUUCCAGAUCCUCUGCAUCUUUUUCUGGGUGUAUUUUUGCCCUUUUAACUUGCGGCCAUUACAAGCUCAGGUUAUUACUUGAAGUAUGCAGGUAUACCACUUCCUAAAAGGGAAAAAAAAACAACCAACCCGAAAGAGUAUCGAAUCCCCUCGCAAAUUUCUCUAAGGUGUUUCUCUUCUGGAUGGAGUGCGGACAGCCAUGUCCCGCGCUGCACGCACAAAGCCGCAGAGCAACCGCCGCAUGAGGGGCGGGAGCCCGCUGUGACUCCGGGGGAGAGACGGGGCACGGACGAGCUUCGCCACCAACCUUGCGAUUGAAAGAGCUCAUUUCGAUUGGCUGGUAGAAUCCUCACUAUUAACCAAUAAGAGCGUGGUAUUUGAAAAGGACCAAUUGCAAAGCUGUUCGUACGAGGGGUGACACCACCUGCGCUGCUAUCCAAUAGAAGCGCUUAUCCCUGAAGCCAGGGAUUUGCAUAAGAGACCUAUAAAUACGGGAGUACGUGCACUGCUUAGCACUCCGGUACUUCAGAGUGACGUGGGUGUUGUCGCAAUGCCUGAGCCGGCCAAGGCCGCUCCUGCGCCCAAGAAGGGGUCUAAGAAAGCUGUUACCAAGACGCAGAAGAAAGGUGACAAGAAGCGGAAGAAGAGCCGUAAGGAGAGCUACUCCAUAUACGUGUACAAGGUGCUGAAGCAGGUGCAUCCUGACACGGGUAUCUCGUCGAAGGCCAUGGGCAUCAUGAACUCCUUCGUCAAUGACAUUUUUGAGCGUAUCGCUGGUGAGGCCUCGCGUUUGGCGCACUACAACAAGCGCUCCACCAUAACGUCUCGGGAGAUCCAGACGGCUGUGCGGCUCCUGCUGCCGGGUGAGCUGGCCAAGCAUGCAGUCUCCGAGGGCACCAAGGCUGUUACCAAGUACACUAGCUCCAAGUAGAGUAUCACAGACAGAUAGUUUUUAACCCAAAGGCUCUUUUAAGAGCCACCAA
Messenger RNA from Strigops habroptila (Kakapo), 2163 nucleotides. RefSeq names its product histone H2B 1/2/3/4/6-like. Lineage: Eukaryota; Metazoa; Chordata; Aves; Psittaciformes; Psittacidae. The record is from RefSeq and is a predicted model, not a curated record. The transcript has a single exon. Gene Ontology annotation, molecular function: DNA binding; protein heterodimerization activity; structural constituent of chromatin. Gene Ontology annotation, cellular component: nucleosome. The coding region runs from base 1731 to 2111 and encodes 126 amino acids.